Messenger RNA from Hippopotamus amphibius kiboko, 2595 nucleotides. RefSeq names its product zinc finger protein 211-like. Lineage: Eukaryota; Metazoa; Chordata; Mammalia; Artiodactyla; Hippopotamidae. Gene Ontology annotation, molecular function: DNA-binding transcription repressor activity, RNA polymerase II-specific. The coding region runs from base 206 to 1582 and encodes 458 amino acids. The record is from RefSeq and is a predicted model, not a curated record. The transcript is spliced from 3 exons. Gene Ontology annotation, biological process: negative regulation of transcription by RNA polymerase II.
UGCUCUGGGUCUGUUCCAGUUCCGGAAAGUUCUGUCAGGGUUGAAGUGACUGGACUGGUCGGAGUGGAGUUGCUGUCCCCGUGGCACAGAGACGGGUCUGAGGCUCGGCUCCGCCUCCCGGGGUGCCCCGCGCCAGGCCCGGGACAGGGACCGCCGCGCCCGCGUACCACCGCCUCUCCCGGCCCCGUUCCGCCCACAGACUCCGAUGGCGGCGGCGGCGCUGAGGGACCCGCCUCAGGGCAAUGUGACUUUGGAGGACGUGGCUGUAUACUUCUCCUGGGAGGAAUGGAGUCUCCUUGAUGAGACUCAGAGACACCUGUACCAUGAUGUGAUGCUGGAGAUCUUUGCACUUAUAUCCUCACUGGGUUGUUUGUGUGGCAUAGAGAAUGAUGAGGCUCCUUCAGGAGAGAGUGUUUCUCAGGAAAGAAUGCCACAAAUCAGGACUCUAAAGCCAGAUCCAUCAACCCAGAAAGCUCAUCUCUGUGAGAUGUGUGUUCCUGUCAUGAAGGAUGUUGUGUACCUGGCUGAGCAUCAAAGAGCAUAUACUGGGCAGAAAUUGUGUACAUGUGUGGCAUGUGGGAAACAAUUCUGUUUCAGGGCGAAUCUUCACCAACACCAGAAGGAGCACAUUGGGGAAAAACCUUGCAGCAAGGAUAUGGAUGGGACCUCCUUUGGGAAGAGCUACAGGAUCUAUUCGUCAGAGAAGCCUUUCACCUGUGGGGAGGGUGGAAAGGACACUAUCGACCUUUUCCAGCACCAGGCCACUCCUAAAGCAGUACUGAGUAUACACAGCAGUACUGGGUGUGAGGAGGCCUUUCACAGUGGGAAAAGUCCUUACAAGUGUGGUGAAUGUGGGAAAGCCUUCUGCCACAAAUGUACACUUGUUCAGCACCAAAGAAUUCACUCUGGAGGACUGUUUGAGUGCAGCGAGUGUAGGAAAACCUUCACUUACAAGCACACAUUUCUUCGGCACAAAACAGUUCAUACUGGAGAAAGGCCUUUUGAGUGCAGUGAAUGUGGGAAGGCCUUCAGGUUCAAAUAUAAAGUUGUUCAGCACCAGCGUAUUCACACUGGAGAAAGGCCUUAUGAGUGUGCUGAAUGUGGGAAAGCUUUUGGGUGCAAAUCCAAACUUGUUCAGCACCAGAGAAUUCACACUGGAGCAAAGCCUUAUAAGUGUACUGAAUGUGGCAGAUUCUUUAGACAAAGCUCGAUCCUUGCUCAGCACCGGAGAACUCACACAGGAGCAAGGCCUUAUGAAUGUGGCGAAUGUGAGAAAUCUUUUAGCCAAAGCUCCAGCCUCAUUCAGCACCGCAGAAUUCACACUGGAGAAAGGCCAUAUGAAUGCAGUGAAUGUGGGAAAUCCUUUUGCCAAAGUUCCAGCCUCAUUCAGCAUCGAAGAGUGCACACAGGAGCAAGGCCUUAUGCGUGCAGGGAAUGUGGGAAAUCCUUUAGCCAAAACUACAGCCUAAUUCUACAUCAAAGAAUUCACACUGGAGAAAGACCUUAUGAAUGCAAUAAAUGUGGAAAAUCAUUUAGCCAAAACUACAGCCUCAUUCAGCACCAUAAACUUCACACUAGAUAAAGGCCUCAAGAGUACAGCCAAUAUGAGGAACCCUUCAGUUAACAAUCUGCUUUAAUUCAACACCAAAAUCUCACAACUCAGGUCUAAGUUUUAGGAAUUAAGCUACUGUGGAAAAAAGCCUUCUGUGUGAGGAAAUCUGCAUAAGAUAAUGGCCUUAGACCUUCAGGUCUUUGCUCAAUGUGAUAGCACUAGAGAGUCUCUGUGAAGAGCUAUCUGCCAUGAGUUCCAGGUAUGUGAGAAAUUUUCAGGAGCUGCAUUUCAUAUCUUACCUGCUCAGGACCCAUGCCAUAAUUAAGUCACUGCCAGGCUCAGUGGCAGAAGUCAACUCGCCUCUACCACCUGGCAGGUCCUCAUAUUGUGCAACAGUCACCACAUGCUCAGAGAAGACAGACCUUUGUGCUCUCUCUCCCAUUCUGUAGAGCAAGUCAUAGUGUGAGCCCCUGGGGCAUUCUCAUUCCCUUCUCCUCUGACUACUUAUGGCAUGGACCUGACCCACUUUUGGCCCAAAGGACCAAGUCUGAAGAACUGCUGGUGGCUUGUAAAGUUUUACCUUCUUCAUGGUAUUGCUGGUCUAUUUUGAAGCAUUUUCUAUCCUGCAAGUCACCAACCUGGGAACACUCUACCACACAUUGCUCUAGUUAGUACAGUAAUAAAAACCUUAUUGGCACCUUUAAUCUUUUUUUUCUUUUUUAGCCACACCACAUGGCAUGUCCUAGUUCCCCAUCUAGGGAUUGAACCUGUGCCCCCUGCCUUGGAAGCUCAGAGUCUUAUCCACUGGAUCAUCGGAGAAGUCCCAUCAUCUUUAAUCUUAAGAGUUUUAUUCACUGUGUAGGGUGGUUGAAAACAGAAUUUGAAAAAAAAGAAAACAAUUUGGCUCUGCUAGUUUGUAUGGGUGGGCAGCUUUCAUGAGGGCCUCAGGAGACAGUAUGAUGUCAGAAAGUCUCUCUUACUGCAUUUCUUGUCUAAGCUGUAUUCCUGUCUGUGGUGAAAUAAAUAUUUGGUGUUUGUCCCCA